AUGUUAACUUCCUUGUGUUUAACAAACCAGCUAGAACGGUAUCGGGAGGUCGCCCCUUCCUUAGAUUUUACAAGAAGUAGUGAACAUUCAAAAAGAAGAAAGACCGAGGAAGUUCUAGCUCAACUAAGUUCUGCUGAACUUGUAUAUGCGGCCCAAAUGAAUCUACGACCUGAGGAAAAAAUAGACGCAAGCACAGGAGUUAAAGAGGUUAAUUUUUCGACACCAAAUAGGUACAAAGUAGAAGAGCUAUCUAGAGAACGGGCUUUAUCGGUUCUAGUCGAAGCAAAACUGACUAGACAUCAAUAUGAGGUAGUGAGAAGUGAAGACAAAAGGAGAUUCCCAUCAUAUAAAAAUAUCCAGAAUGCUAAGAAACAUUGUUAUCCAGACCGUGAAGCUAUAACAAUUACAGAGACGAAUGCCGAAGUAAAGUUGCAAGAAUUACUUGUCCACACCGUUAGGCGUGUAGUGCAAAUUGAUGUUUUGCAGUCCUUAACAGAACAAAACUUCAGUGUUUAA
Molecule: messenger RNA, 516 nt
Organism: Psylliodes chrysocephalus
Lineage: Eukaryota; Metazoa; Arthropoda; Insecta; Coleoptera; Chrysomelidae
Source: the annotation of a GenBank genome assembly